UGUCUCACAAAAGCCAUUUUGUUGCGCUAGCUAGCACCGUGCUAAAGAAAGCACUAAUAAUAACAUGGCUCUGUUAUGUCAGCCUUAACUAUGUCGCUUUUAUGCUUUUCUCAGCUGUCCAACGUGCUCCUUCAGGUCUGUAAGUAGCAAAUGCCGACAUGGAUUAGCCCGCAGGAACAAAGUGCUGCGGAGGAGCGCGAGAAACUGGGUGCUAAAGUGUGCUGCAGCUCCAGAUAAAAGACUGUUAGCUCGCAGCAGUGUGUUUACUCAGCCGGCGGUAGUUAUGUAUUCUCGUUAAUUGUCCUUACGCGAGUCGCUGUUCGUUCCUAGAUACAUAUUUAGCUCGGCUGCGAGUGCCUGCGCUGUCAACCAAAGACGUGUGUUUUAAGCGUGUGUCGCUGAGAGUGGGGAAAGGAGGCGGAACAACAAUCCCAACAGUAACUUGACAAAAACACUUGAACCAUACAGCGUUAAGCCAAAGCGCUAAUCUGAUAAUGGCAGAGGACACCCGACAGGACAAGAGGGCCAGCUUCUCCUCCAUAACGGAGCACAACCCCAACGGGAUGGCCAGGACCUCGGCCGUGGCCUCAGGCAAAAGUGGCGCCUCAAAGAAACUAGUCAUCAAAAAUUUCAAAGACAGGCCAAAACUAGCAGAGAACUACACCGAGGACACGUGGCUGAAGUUGCGUGACGCUGUGGGUGCCAUUCAGAACAGCACUUCAAUCAAGUACAAUCUGGAAGAGCUUUAUCAGGCGGUGGAGAACUUAUGCUCAUACAAAGUCUCCCCAACACUGUACAAGCAACUGCGACAAGUCUGUGAGGAUCACGUUCAGGCCCAGAUCCACCAGUUCAGAGAAGAGUCUUUGGACAACCUUUCCUUCCUGAAGAGGAUGAACCGCUGUUGGCAGGAUCACUGUAGGCAAACUAUAAUGAUCAGAAGUAUCUUUCUGUUCCUGGAUCGUACCUACGUGCUGCAGAACUCCCUGCUUCCAUCCAUCUGGGACACGGGGCUGGAGCUGUUUCGCACGCACAUCGUCAGCGACAGCGCAGUCCAGAAGCGAACGGUCGAAGGCAUCCUGGAGCAAAUCGAGCUGGAGCGGAACGGAGAGACUGUCGAUCGCAGUCUGCUGCGGAGUCUGCUGGGCAUGCUGUCCGACUUACAGGUUUAUAAAGACUCGUUCGAGGAGAGGUUUCUGUCUGAGACGAAUCGCCUGUACGCAGCAGAAGGACAGCGGUUGAUGCAGGAGAGAGACGUGCCCGAGUACCUGCACCACGUGUCUCGCCGGUUGGAGGAGGAGAAUGAUCGCAUCGUGAGCUACCUCGACCAGAGCACCCAGAAGCCGCUCAUUAGCUGUGUUGAAAAACAACUUUUAGGAGAACAUAUGACUGCAAUCCUACAAAAAGGUCUGAGCACUCUGCUGGACGAGAACCGGGUGACCGAGCUGGCCCUGCUCUACCAGCUCUUCAGCAAAGUGAAGGGAGGACUUCCCACACUGCUGCAGUUCUGGAGGGACUACAUCAAGUCUUUUGGUGGCGAGAUCGUCUGCACUCCAGAGAAGGACAAGGACAUGGUGCAGGACCUGCUGGACUUCAAGGACAAGAUGGACAACGUGGCGCAGAGCUGCUUCGCACGCAACGAGACUUUCAUCAACGCCAUGAAAGAGGCCUUUGAAGCCUUCAUCAACAAGAGGCCCAAUAAGCCAGCUGAACUCAUCGCUAAAUACGUGGACUCCAAGUUGAGAGCCGGGAACAAGGAGGCUACAGAGGAGGAACUGGAGAGAAUCCUGGACAAGAUAAUGAUAAUCUUUCGCUUCAUUCAUGGAAAAGACGUGUUUGAAGCUUUCUACAAGAAGGACUUGGCCAAGCGUCUGCUGGUUGGAAAAAGUGCUUCUGUUGAUGCUGAGAAGUCCAUGCUCUCCAAGCUCAAGCAUGAAUGCGGAGCAGCAUUCACCAGUAAGCUGGAGGGAAUGUUCAAGGACAUGGAACUGUCCAAAGACAUCAUGAUCCAAUUCAAGCAGUACAUGCAGAACCAGAGCGAGCCGAGCAACAUAGAACUGACCGUCAACAUCCUGACGAUGGGCUACUGGCCUUCAUACACGCCCAUGGAGGUCCACCUGCCCCCAGAGAUGGUGAAGCUCCAGGAAGUGUUCAAACUGUUCUACCUGGGGAAGCACAGUGGGAGGAAGCUGCAGUGGCAGCCCACGCUGGGUCACGCCGUCCUGAAGGCAGAGUUUAAAGAGGGUAAGAAGGAGGUGCAGGUCUCGCUGUUCCAGACGCUGGUGCUGCUCAUGUUCAAUGAGGGAGAGGAGUUCAGCAUAGAGGAGAUCCGGACUGCUACGGGCAUAGAGGAGGGAGAGCUGAAGCGUACGCUGCAGUCCCUCGCCUGUGGGAAGGCCCGUGUCCUCAACAAAAACCCACGAGGGAAAGAUGUGGAGGACGGAGACCGUUUCAAUUUCAACAAUGACUUCAAACACAAACUGUUCCGCAUCAAGAUCAACCAAAUCCAAAUGAAAGAAACGGUGGAGGAGCAGGUGAGCACCACAGAGCGAGUGUUUCAGGACAGACAGUAUCAGAUCGAUGCCGCGGUGGUGCGCAUCAUGAAGAUGAGGAAAACUCUCAGUCACAACCUGCUGGUGUCUGAGCUCUACAACCAGCUCAAGUUCCCCGUAAAGCCGGGCGAUCUGAAGAAGCGGAUCGAAUCGCUUAUAGACAGAGACUACAUGGAACGUGACAAGGAGACUCCUAACCAGUACCAUUACGUUGCCUGAAGGGGUUUCACUGUCACCGCCGUGCUUUUCUUACAGCAAGCGAGCUGCUUGCCCUGCUCGAAACAGGAUUGCAGCCCUUCAGCCACCCGACUCUUCUCUGGUGCCCAUCUUUCCCUCCAUCCGUAGUGCUGGACCCAGCGUUCAGACGCGCAGAGCUCCAGAGACACAAGUGAGACUCGGCUGCGCUGCCUUCAGUGGGACUCCGAGUUUGGGCGAGAGCAGCACUCGGGGUUUUUGAUGGUUGGUUUAUGUGACUUAAGAAAUUUGCUAAUGCAAAACACAACUGAAAUUACUAGCACUUUCCUCUGUUUUGUUUUUGUUUGCCCCCCCACCUCGCCCUUGGGAUUGGGUUUUUGUUUUCCCUUCAUCAUGUCAUCCUAAAAUCACUUAUUUUUUACCAUAGUUGGUUUGUCUUGAGUUUUACAAUGUUUAUUUUUGUGUUUAUUUUAUUCUUUUGCUCAAGGGGUUCUCCUUAUGAACGGCUGGCUGCACAGACUGCUGAGUGUAAACCUGAUCGGUUGGUUUCUUGAUUUGACUAAAAAAAAAGAGGAAAAAAAAGACUUGAGAAAGAUGAAGAGAGUCUGAGGGGUUGGGUUCAUUGUUUGUAACACAUUUGCUGAGUGACAUCCAGACAAGCCAGUUGGGUAUUAAUUUUGGUAUCUUGUACGUUUUGACCAAAAUGUCCACUGUCAUGUGCUGACCUUUUUUCUUUCUUUUUUUUUCUAGAUCAGAUUGUAUUCUAUGUAAGAGUGCGAAAAAGUGAACUGAAUAAAUGGAUAUUUAAUGA
This is a messenger RNA of Salarias fasciatus (jewelled blenny), 3555 nucleotides long. RefSeq names its product cullin 4A (gene cul4a). Gene Ontology annotation, molecular function: ubiquitin protein ligase binding. NCBI's taxonomy places the organism in Eukaryota, Metazoa, Chordata, Actinopteri, Blenniiformes, Blenniidae. The transcript is spliced from 20 exons. Gene Ontology annotation, biological process: ubiquitin-dependent protein catabolic process. The record is from RefSeq and is a predicted model, not a curated record. Gene Ontology annotation, cellular component: cullin-RING ubiquitin ligase complex. The coding region runs from base 495 to 2768 and encodes 757 amino acids.